Molecule: messenger RNA, 2231 nt
Organism: Stereum hirsutum FP-91666 SS1
Lineage: Eukaryota; Fungi; Basidiomycota; Agaricomycetes; Russulales; Stereaceae
Exons: 6
Coding region: 65-1831 (588 amino acids)
Source: RefSeq, a predicted model, not a curated record
CUCCUAGCACCCGUCCGCAUUCCCCCAAACGCCAUCGCUUUUCGACCCUUCAACCUCGUACAAUAUGUUUUUGCACAAAUCCGCACAACACCAGCGUGUCACGAGCGCGUCGCGUGCCCAAACCGAGAAACCCGCGCCACAACGCGUCAACGACGCGUCCCACGACCUCGAGAGUCGUGCCGACCAUCAUUCAAAGCGCGCCACCCGCUCAUACGACUUCGACGAGCGCGUCAUUAUCCAGAUAGCUGACAAUGACGACGAGAAGAGCGAGCUUGAACAUAUGAUCGAGUCGGACGUGUCUUACUGCAGCUGUAACGAGGGCAACCCUCAUUGUCAACGAUGCAGCGAUCUAUUCAGUGAUUCGGAUGUCUCGGAGGCUGUCGAAAGAGAAGCAGAGGCUGACUAUGGCUCUGUUUAUGACUACUCUCCCAUCCAGUACAUUUCGUAUGAAACAUACACUCCUCCCGCAACAAACGAAGACCUCUUCCGCACACUUUCAAUGGAUCGUCGUAACCUUGUCUUAGAUUCUAUUGAUCCAGAAGUCGCACCCCACAUCGUAAUCACUCCUCCACCUUUUGACUGGAACGAUUGUUUCACCGCCUAUAACAUGCAUCCAUGCCCUCAAAACCCGGGCUUCUUGAUGGUGCCACAAUCCGGCGGAUGGGAGAUGAAGGCGGCUACGCCUGAGCCCGUGGAGUAUGUCGAGCCAGCACAGAUCGAGCAAGAGAUUGAUUACGCAGAGAUGAGCUGCGGAGAGAUAGGGGAGAUCCCUGAUAAUGAGCCUUUGAAGGUCUUCUCGCGCUCAAAGUUCGAGCGUCAGAUUUCAGCCAGCCUGGACACUCUCGAACACAUGACCUCUAUACACCGACAGCGAUGCAAGCAGAUCGCUGAGCUCGCAGCCCGUCGUGCCCCGCAAGUCCUUGAGACACUCAGCCCCUCCCUCCAAACCCUUCUCGACGAUAACGCCUUCACAUGGACCGAUCCAGCUGAGGCCCUGCUCGCCGAUAUGGUACGCUACUGCGGUACCACUGUCCUCCCCUCAGAAAAUCCCUUCACCGCCCCUCAUAUUGUCAUCAACGAGCCGCCUCCCAUGGGACCUGAACAGGUUGCGACUCGUGAGAGGAACAGCACCCCGUACCAGUGCGCGACAGGGUAUAAUCUCUGUGUACCAAACUGGUAUUAUGGGUUCAGUGCAGAGUACUACUACGAGUAUAUGGCACUGGCGCAACUACAGCCUCACUGGACCGAUACACAUGCGGCGACGUCGUGGCCUGAGGACCAAGCACCAGUGGAGGCGGAGGUUGACGCGGGGGAGAGCCACCAUGUCGAGCAUUGGGAAGUGUUCGAUGACUAUACGAUGGAUCCUGGCCAGAUGCAGGACGAGGCGUUGGCGGUUUCGAGACCGGAAACGCCGAUGCCUUCUACGCCUACGGACGAUGGAGUUGGACGAUUCAACUUUAUGCCAUCGAUCGCUCUGGAGUCCGUCGACGACUUGCUCCACGGGGACGUUGACUCCCCGGUCACGGUCUCGACGUCUUCUGCGCAGAGUCUCUGUGGCUUGAUGGCCAAGGGCUCGGGCUCAGGGCUUCCUACCUAUGUCUUUGGCGAUUUCUCGGACUCGUGCGUCUCUGAUGAUCGGGAGGAAGAUACUUGCACGCCCGCCUCAGACGUUGUUGACAUCGAAGCACCCGAGGACUGCUUUGCCCAACCUUGCGAGUCGACACCGUGCAGUGACACCGCUGCCUAUUACGACGACGAAGACGAAGAUGGGCCUCCUCCAUUCGAUGAUUGGUACACCAGCUGGACGCCCCAGGUCUCCGCCACCGCCUGAAUCAGGAUUCAGAACUUCCUCCCCACAUAACUCCUCGCUGCGUUUUACUAUCAUUUCCCCUGUGACCGCGUUGUAAAUACUGUUGUGAAUACUGUACCAUACCCACCACGGACUUGUUGUCAUUGUCGCUGUAUCUCCACAUCGAGCAAUGAACGAUGGACCUGACACAAUCUAUCGUCGUUUCUCUUUUCUCCCUCUUCUGCACUGUCUACCCUAGUUACUGUGUAGCCGUAGCGCCUGUAAGCACUGCUGCACGCUGGUAUUCUAGCAUAUGCCCUCUCCUCUACGUGUACAUACUCGUCACUCGUCUAAGCACCCCACAGUCGCAUUGCCGUCUCGUUCUCGCUUUUCUUUCUCUCCUGUUGUUUGUACACUAUUCAGCCUACCCCGGUUAGCAUUC